Messenger RNA from Hippocampus zosterae (dwarf seahorse), 5454 nucleotides. RefSeq names its product serine/threonine-protein kinase 38-like. The transcript has 14 exons. Gene Ontology annotation, molecular function: protein serine/threonine kinase activity; ATP binding. Bases 406 to 1797 code for a protein of 463 amino acids. The record is from RefSeq and is a predicted model, not a curated record. Lineage: Eukaryota; Metazoa; Chordata; Actinopteri; Syngnathiformes; Syngnathidae. Gene Ontology annotation, biological process: peptidyl-serine phosphorylation; intracellular signal transduction.
CAUUGCGUAACUGUAGCGACUGAUGAGCCCGACGGUCCUUGGAAAACUGAAGCCACCUUUACACAUUUUUCACCAAUAAGACAGGUCACCCGCCAUACGCAGACUCCAGAGGGGGACUCAUGAAGAUAGUUUAUUUUUUUAAAUUAAUUUAAUGUUCGCAUGCCGCCUGCGGCAGAAGAAAUAAGCCAUGUUUUGUUUUUGAUAUUAGCGAUGUUUAACGGUGUCGCGCUAUAGAGGUUCCCCGUUAAGGGAAACAGUUAGCUUCAUAAGUGGAGCCUCCAGCAUUUUCUGCCUACAUUUUAGGCAGAAAAGACGCUUUCGGGUCAAUAUAUUUUUUGUUUUCACUGGCUCGGGGGGCUCUUGCCCAGUCAAUAUUUGACUCUGGAGCAGGACACGGAGGAGAGCAUGGCCAUGACAGGAGGGACUGCAGCCGCCCUCCCCAUGAGCAACCACACCCGAGAGCGGGUGACCGUGGCCAAACUGACGCUGGAGAACUUCUACAGCACGCUGCUCACCCAACACGAGGAGCGCGAAAUGAGGCAGAAGAAGCUGGAGAAGGCCAUGGAUGACGAGGGCUUACCAGAUGAUGAGAAAGUGAUGCGGCGUUCCCAGCAUGCUCGCAAGGAGACAGAGUUUUUGAGACUGAAGAGGACGCGGCUGGGCUUGGAUGACUUUGAGUCGCUUAAAGUCAUCGGACGUGGUGCUUUUGGAGAAGUGCGUUUGGUGCAGAAAAAGGACACCGGGCACAUUUACGCCAUGAAGAUUUUGCGAAAAGCAGACAUGUUGGAGAAAGAGCAGGUCGCUCACAUCCGGGCGGAGAGGGAUAUUCUCGUGGAGGCAGACGGCGCAUGGGUGGUGAAGAUGUUUUACAGCUUCCAGGAUAAGAGGAACCUUUACCUUAUUAUGGAAUUUUUGCCUGGAGGCGACAUGAUGACGCUGCUGAUGAAGAAGGACACUUUGUCCGAAGAGGCCACCCAGUUUUACAUCGCCGAGACGGUCCUGGCCAUCGACUCCAUCCACCAGCUGGGCUUCAUCCACAGAGAUAUCAAACCGGACAAUCUGCUGCUGGACUCCAGGGGACAUGUGAAGCUGUCUGAUUUUGGUUUAUGCACCGGACUGAAGAAGGCCCACCGAACGGAAUUUUACAGAAACUUGACCCACAACCCACCCAGUGACUUUUCCUUUCAAAACAUGAACUCCAAGCGGAAAGCAGAAACCUGGAAGAAGAACCGGAGACAGCUGGCUUAUUCUACAGUGGGCACGCCGGACUACAUCGCCCCCGAAGUCUUCAUGCAGACGGGCUACAAUAAGCUGUGCGACUGGUGGUCCCUGGGGGUCAUCAUGUAUGAGAUGCUGAUAGGCUAUCCGCCGUUUUGUUCGGAGACGCCGCAGGAGACGUACAGGAAAGUCAUGAACUGGAAGGAGACUCUCGUGUUUCCACCCGAAGUCCCGAUCUCGGAGAGAGCGAAGGACAUGAUCCUGCGAUAUUGCACGGAUGCUGAGAACAGAGUUGGGGCGGGCAGCGUGGAGGAGAUCAAAAGCCAUCAGUUUUUUGAGCCCGUGGACUGGGAGCAUAUCAGAGAGCGUCCCGCCGCUAUUUCCAUUGAGAUAAAAAGCAUUGACGACACCUCCAAUUUUGACGAGUUCCCGGAGUCCGACAUCCUCCAACCAGCCAAUGCCACAGAACCAGACUUCAAGUCCAAGGAUUGGGUGUUCCUCAACUACACUUACAAACGCUUCGAAGGCCUGACUCAACGAGGCACCAUCCCAACAUACAUGAAGCCAGGGAAGGCCUGACAGCCUCGAACAGGGAGUAUUAAAAAAAAGACACUCACGGACGUAACAGGGUCGGGCCCUUGGAGGCCCUCGCUGGUGCUGAAGGCAGAACCCCCCACAUCCCUCAGUCUAACAUGUAAACCGCCCUCGCUCCGCCAAGUUCUUAAGGGUCGCGUGUGGCCCGCUGCUGUCAGGCCAGCUCGGGUCUCUAUACCGUACGCGCGCGCACACGUCACCUCAUAAAAAGACUGCAGUCACUACUCGAAAGUCUCAACACUGGUCGUUGUAAACUGGCUCAUAUGCAAAACGAGGACCCGCUACUGAACACGCGCCGCCGUCGCACUCUGGAAGGUUUCAGCAUGAUUUGCGGUGUUCUGCGACAACCUCGUCUGUCCAUGAUAGUGCGUUUCCUCAAAUGGCGUUCUCUCUCUUUUCAUCGAUCAUGAAUAAUAGCAUCCUAAUCCACCAUAAUUAAGGGUUGAUUAAAAAAAAAUAUUUGCAUUACGGUUUAGUAUUGUGCAGAUGACACUUUAUCAGGUUACAGGGUGCAGGAAAGGGUUAAUAUAAAGAAAAAAGGCAGCAAAUGUUGUACUGAAAUAAUUCCGAUUCAGAAAACUUUAUUUAUCCCCGUAGAGCAAUUAGUAUGAUAUUGUUUCAAAAAUAUGAAUGGAAAAUUUGAUUAUUAUUUAAUUUUUUUUCUGGAAUGGAUCCGUCAUUGUUCCUUUUUGUAUUGUGCCAUUUCGGUGCCAAGUAGGUAUAGUGAAGUGAGGGACGCAUCUUUUUAUUUGACAAGCCAAAACCUUGUUUAAUACAAAAGUGGUGCUACGUCGCCAUCUUGUGGCACCCGUACACAGUCGCGGAUUUUCGUUCUUGCUAUUUUACUCUAAUCCGUUAUAUUCGUGGCGAAGGGUUACAAGUUAUCAUUAUUGGUGCAUGAAAGGGUUAACAGAGGCCUCUUUGCAAGGACGCUGAAAUCAUGUAUUUUUGAUUCCUACUGACAAUAUCUCAGGAAAUGUUUAAAAAAAAUACCGCUAAUCCAACCGAUAUACGGUUGAGGAAUUGGGAUUUUAGUUGGCUCAGCGUGUAAGAGGGUAGUCUUGAGGUGUCACAGGGUAAAUCAAAUCGGCUUGACGAAACGGUAGUAGCUUUAGGGAAUUGGAAUGUCAUUCCAUUACAGGAUUUCAUUUUUUUGGGGGGGGGGGGGGGGGGGCUUAUGACCACCUCGAAACGGAACAACUCAUGCUGGAAUCUUCCUCGUGCUCCAUUAGCUGACCCCACGAGAUAGAAAGCGACAAGUCCGUCAUUUCCCUUUCGCGCGCUCUUUGAUCUCGACGACAGCCCCCCCCCCCCCCCCCCCCCUUGUGUUUGAAUUUGAAUCAGAUGAGGCCCCGGUCAAUCACUUCCUUCUUUGAAGUGCCUUCAUAUCGAUAUAGCUUGGUAAAUAAUAUUGUAUCAAUGUUAUUCCCAUUGAGUUGGAAGGCGUGUAGAGAAAAGUCGAUGGCGCUGGAUUUAAAAAUAAAUAAAAAACAAGUAAAUAAAGGGAACAUAGAUUUUACGUGACCGUUGUAGAAAAAACAAAGCCCAGAUGAGUUACCAAAAAAAAGCAAUAAAGCUGAUUAAAGGGCGGUUUGGUUUUGGGAUCAUGACAGUAUUUUUAUGGCGUCGUCAUAAAAUGAGGACGCCUCAUAGGGAUCCUCAUAAAAUGAUGUGCGUCAAAGCAAACCGUCGACAGAGAAGCCUUGUGCGUUCAAAUGAGAACACAUGGGCAUCACCUUACCAUUAAAUUUUAUUCAUGUCAUUUCGACACACCAUCUGUACACAUUUUUUUUCGGAAAUUAAUCUUUGAAUUUACUUUGGCUCAAACUUGUACAGCUCGUGUAAGGAGGAAGGAAAAAAAGCUACCAAAGAUCAUCACAUUUUGUGAUGCGGCCAUGAAUCCAGAUGUAGCUCAUGCUUGAUGCACUUAACCUCAAACUACCUUCACGCGAAUCACAGCAACAAUCUCACACAACCUCCAGAGAGGCUUAAAAAUUCUUUUCAGGAAAGAAACGAGAAGAAAACACGCUGCGGGUUUUCCCAUUUUCACCACACGAUGGUGCUAUUGCUGCAGAAAGAAUCAAGGAUCUCGUCAACUCAUUCUGUUGAAAUGUAUAGAUUGCGCUCUGUGUAUUUCAGUGUUAUUUAUUUUUUGUAUGUCUCUGGAUCAAAACUUACUCGUUGUGUUUUUAACCCCUCUUUGAAUCUAAUCAUGAAACAUUUCAAACCCAGUCACAGAUUAUUUAGGGAACCAAAGUGUUUUAAAUAAACACACAAUGUAUUCCAAAAGACAAUAUUUUCAUGGAGCAACACUGAAGGAAUAAUACUUAGCUAAAAUAUCAAGUUGUCACUGUACAGCUUGUACAACAGUGCAAAUUUACGAUGUCCUCGAAAGAAUUUAAAAUCCAGCUGUUGAUGUCAAACGCUGGCAACAAAAGCGAGUCGACCCCUGAGUGAAGCUGCUCUAAAUGGGCCACUUUGGCUUCCUGGUGUUACCUGCUCAUUAAUAUUUAUUUUAUUUUUUUUCUGCUUGGCUCUCGACGAAGGCGGACGCUUUUUGCACUGCUCCUCCUGCCCUCAAUCCGUGCUCGCCACUUAGUCCUUGUGCUGUCUUUGUCUAACUUUUUUCCUAGCCUCCUACCGUAUUUUUCAUCUGAAGAACUAACCAUGGAAAUAGUUGGCUGGUCUCUCGAUGUAAUCGACAAAAAAAAUUUCAACGAAAAAAGCGGCCAGUGGGGAGCCUGCUUGCCCUCCGGGGACACUUACUGGCGGAUACGCCCUGGAUCCAUGGAGAAAGUGGAGAACAGUGUGCCUGGCAGUACUGUCCAUGGAGGAUGUGGAAGACUUCUACAUUAUUGGCCACACGCGCAUACACAUCCUUGUUAUCACCGUCUUCAUCACGUCGAUUCUUUUUCCCCCGUGACGUGAUUCGAUAUGCGGAGCGCAACGGUGACCGUGCAGCUGGUCAUUUCAUUUCCCCCCCCCCCCUUCCCAUUCAUCCUCCCCCCUUAUUACAUGUUAUGGCUUGUUGUAACUGUCAUAUGCUUAUUUAUGUGCUAGGGUCUUUUUUAUCCUUGACUUAAAUUAUCCUCGGAAGAGGAUAGUUCGAGCGUGGGUUUUUUUUCCCUCUCUGUACCCUGCGUUUUCCUUUCUGAAUUCUGAUUGUAAUUUCCCCAUUGCGGGGACAAAUAAAGGAUAUCUUAAUCUUAAUAUCGCAAGACGUUGGGCGUGAACAGAAAGCAGGCAUCUAAAAUCUGGUCUUAUUUGUUUAGUGUUGUCCCAUGAAAUUAUACAAAUAAAAUAGUUAUGAAAAUUUAAGGGGAUAGACUGUACGGGGUGUUAUUCUGAUGAGUGAAAAAAACGACCUAGAUAGAGGAGUACAAAUGUUUCUAAAACAUCUUCAUACGAUAAGUAAAGGACCAAACUAGUGUGAUUUAAUGUGUUUGGUGAUCACGUCAUCUUAAAAUAAAUAGUAGCCGUCACCAUGAAGAGUCAGGACAUUGUUGGUGGGUUAUAUAUGUGAUGACUUGUUCAUAUGCUGUCUCUUGUAAUCCAGUGAAAGAGGUCACUGCGGGAAAUGGUAGUAAUAUAUUCACAUGGUAACUUUUUAUGUCAAUAACAUGACAAAAUAAAAUUUAAAAA